AUGAAUUAUUUUCAUUUCAUUUUAUUGCGCUUCCACUUAAACUUCUCGACGCAUGCAAAAUUUUCCUCACUUAUGUUUAAGGCCCAAGGCAGCCCCAUCAAGCUAGCGAAGGUAGAUGCUACGGUAGAGAAAGAUCUCGCAGAAAAGUAUGGAGUCAAUGGAUUCCCAACACUGAAAGUUAUGCGAAACGGAAGAAGGUUUGAAUACAUUGGGCCACGUGAAGCUUACGGAAUUGUGAAAUUCAUGAAUGAUCAAGCUGUGCCAGCGCUGAAAACACUUGGCAGUGUUGGAGAGGUAGAGAGAUUCAUGGCCAAAGAAGACGUGACAAUCAUUGGCUUCUUUGAAAGUGAAUCGUCUUCAGCCUAUGAGCCAUUUUCUGAUACUGCAGAGAUGCUUCGUGAGGAUUUCAAACACAUGGCCUGGGUCUCAGAUCCUAAAGCUUUCAAAAAAUACGAUGCAAAACCGAACGACAUUAUCAUUUUCUAUCCAACUCUCUUCCAAAGCAAAUUUGAACCAAAGAGCAGAACAUAUAACAGAGAACCAGCUACCUCCGAGGAGCUGGUUUCCUUCAUCCGGCAAUUCUGCCUUCCUCUUGAAAAUAUUCCUACUCGAUAUGGCAAGUUCCCUCUUGUGGUUGUCUACUACAACGCUGAUUUCUCAAUCCAAUACAGAGAAGGUAGUGAAUACUGGCGCCAGAAAGUGUUGAACGUCGCCCAAAAGUACCAGAAGGAUAACUACUACUUCGCUGUUGCCGAUGAAGAAGAGUUUGCUGAGGAGUUGCAGAGUGUAGGACUAGGUGACUCUGGGCUUGAACACAAUGUCCUUGUAUUCGGAUAUGACGGCAAG
Molecule: messenger RNA, 846 nt
Organism: Strongylus vulgaris
Lineage: Eukaryota; Metazoa; Nematoda; Chromadorea; Rhabditida; Strongylidae
Source: the annotation of a GenBank genome assembly